This is a messenger RNA of Cottoperca gobio, 2218 nucleotides long. RefSeq names its product PWP1 homolog, endonuclein (gene pwp1). Gene Ontology annotation, biological process: rRNA processing. Lineage: Eukaryota; Metazoa; Chordata; Actinopteri; Perciformes; Bovichtidae. The record is from RefSeq and is a predicted model, not a curated record. Gene Ontology annotation, cellular component: nucleus. Gene Ontology annotation, molecular function: protein binding.
UGACGCCAUCUAGAUGCGACACAGGACCCAUGCUAACUCACAUGUACGCCCACAGUGUUGCGUGCCUGAAGUGGAGUAAUUUGGACACGUUUGUAUAUUUUACUGUUUUUAAUCGAUAAAUCACAGGGUCAUACCAGAAUGAGUGCCCAGAUUACCUGUGUCGGAUGGGUGGGGAGAGGUGUAGCCAAGCAAACCCCAGACAAAGUUGAGUUGAGCCAAGAAGAGCUUCAGCGCAUCAUUAUUGAAGCAAAGGAGGAGCUGGAGGAACUAGUAGUCGCGGAUGAGGAAGAGGAUGAUGAAGGUAUAGCUUGUGAAGAUAACCCUGAUAGCAAUACAACGGACGUCGCUGUAGUUCCAAGGGAUGAGAAUGAAGAAGAAAAGGAGGAAGAUGAGGAGCUGGCAGAGUAUGGCCUGGAUAGAUAUGAUGAAGAGGAUGCAGUGACCGCCAGUCUUGGCAACAGUCUGGCCGGGCUUACGGUGCACAGCUGUAAUGAGGAGGAUCCUUACAUCACCCUCAAAGACACAGACCAGUACGAGCGAGAAGACUUCCAAAUCAAGCCCAGUGACAAUCUCAUCCUAACAGGCAGGGCAGAGAAGGACUGCUGCAAUUUGGAGAUCCAUGUUUAUAACGGCGAUGAAGACUCUCUGUAUGUUCACCACGAUAUUCUGCUGCCAGCUUACCCACUGUGUGUGGAGUGGCUGAACUUUGACCCCAGCCCUGGAGAAGGAACCGGGAACUACGCCGCUGUGGGCAACAUGACUCCUCAGAUAGAUGUGUGGGACCUGGAUGUGGUGGACUGCUUAGAGCCGGCCUUCUCCCUCGGGAGCAAAAAGGCCUCCAAGAAGAAAAAGAAGGGCAAGAAGGGGGCCGCAGCAGAGCCUGUCGAGGGCCACACAGAUGCAGUGCUGGAUUUAUCCUGGAACAAACUGGUCAGAAAUGUGUUGGCCAGUGGAUCAGCAGAUGACACCGUAGUCUUGUGGGAUCUCACUCAAGAACCUGCCACAAUUCUGCGCAGGCACACCGAUAAGGUUCAGACAUUAUCAUUCCACCCCUUUGAGGCACAGACUCUGAUAUCAGGAUCAUAUGACAAGACGGCUGUCUUGUACGACUGCCGGAGUCCAGACAACACCAAUCGGACCUGGAGGUUCAGCGGUCAAGUGGAGCGUCUGGUCUGGAACCACUUUUCACCGUACAACUUCCUGGCCAGCACAGAGGAUGGAUUCAUCUAUUGUCUGGACGCCCGCUCGGAUAAACCCAUUUUCACACUGAAGGCUCAUGACGAAGAAGUGUCGGGUUUGGACCUCAGCAGCCAGGUUAAAGGAUGCCUGGUCACCUCGUCAUCUGACAAACACGUUAAAAUAUGGGACAUCUUGGGCAACAAGCCCAACCUCGUGCACUCGCGUGAUAUGAAAAUGGGUGUGCUUUUCUGUGCGUCAUGUUGCCCUGAUCAGCCCUUUGUCUAUGCCUUCGGGGGGCAGAAGGAUGGCCUGCGGGUUUGGGAUAUAAGUGAUGUAGCAUCAGUGGCGGAGGUGUUUGGCAGUCGAGAGCGCUUGGUGGCGAACACGGGAUCACAGGCAUCCAGCACUGCAGCCGCCGCGGCAGAGAUGGAAGUAUAGGAGUGACGCUCUGGAUGCAUCAACAACCUGCAACAUGAAUUCACCGAGCUUCCCUGGAAACACAUCAAGCUGCUCCUUGCUGCGUUGCUCAUAGUGCAGUAGUUCAUGGAAAAAAGGAUUGGAAUAAAUGAAGCUGCAUUCGUGAAGAAUUUGAAAGGUUGGCCAGAAUGCAAACUGGAGCUAAACAACUGAAAAAAAAACUUGUUCAGCUUGCCUCGCUGCACAAAUAACAACAGCAGCAGCUUUGAACACUCACAGAUGUGUGAAAAAUAAGAUGGGAACAUUUGUCUUCUGUUCAUUUCAGAGAAUAUUUCCAAUAAUGUUUAGGUGAAAGUUUGAAUUGUUUAAUAUUACUUUGAGAUCUCUUUCAGUUUGCCUUUUGUUGUACAUUUACAAAUGUAAUUUGCUUCUAAAACUAUUUUCACAUGAAAAUAAGUAAUUUACAUUGUGACAUUGCAUACCUGGGUCUUCUGGUAAUGAUGAAUGGUAAAAGGAAAUAUUAAAAGAAGCCUGUGUCCUUGCAUCUGGCCAAAGUGUUGAAAAGGAAUACACUCAUUUACAUGUUGUAUAUUCAAUAAAUACAAUUUAUAAAAUGUUUAAA